CUAGCAAUGACCAUCCCACAUGUUCCCGUUAUCGGUCUCGCCGACUGCAAGGUGCCAGAGCGCAAGGCAGACAUCGUGCUUGAGAUUGGUGCAGCUUGCGCGUCGUCAGGAUUCUUCCAGAUAGUCGACCAUCCUGUUCCUCAAGAAUUGAUUGAACGAGCGUUCGAAACCUCAGUUGGCUUCUUUGCGCUUCCAGUCGAAGAAAAACUCGCGUUUGCUCGCGAUCCAUGGACCAACCGCGGAUAUGAGAUUCUCGAGCGCCAGAGCCUCCAGGGCGCGGUGGUCGGUCAUGAUGAACUUGGUAUCUCUCUUGAAACCAGGCCCUCGAAUGAAAAUCUUGAGAUGGACCUCAAAGAAGGCUUCCUGAUUGGAGACGACAAGAUGAGUGGGGAUCAUCCGUUCUUCAACCGGUUUGCUCAGGGUGUAAACUGCUGGCCGGACGUCGCUGGGAUGAGAGACGUGAUGAAUGAGUACUACGAGGCAUGCCUCAAGCUCUCGACGGAUCUUAUGGAGCUUGUUGCUUUGUCGCUUGAUCUUCCGGAGAAAUACUUUGCACCUUUUUGCAAAGACCCUACAGCUGCUAUCCGUCUUCUUCAUUAUCCUCCCCAACGUUGUAAUACGAAGGAACCACAGAUUGGGGCUGGGGCCCAUACCGAUUUUGGGGCCUUAACUUUACUUGCGACUUCUGGGACUCCUGGACUGGAACUAUGGUCUAACGGCAAAUGGUUCCCUAUCGAGCCGGCACAUGGUGCCUAUGUUGUUAACGUUGGCGACCUACUUCAAAUGUACACUGACGGGAAGUAUCUUUCUUCUCUACACCGGGUGAUUAAUCGUUCUGGAAAUGACCGUUAUUCGAUUCCCUUCUUCCUUGAUGGAAACCUCGACGUAAUCGUCAGAUCUAUCUACGACGCUUCGAAGUCUGUGAAUGCAGUUUCGGUGGAAUCUCAUCUAAGGAAUCGGUUUGAUGGAACGUAUCAACAGCCAAUGCCUAUAGAGAUUUAGAAGCCUAUCCGACCUGCUUAGCUAUCAGAUUAAUGACAUAACCCUUCAUCGGCAAUUACGAUGCUCAAAGUUUCAAUUGCGACCUGUCUCUACUACAGAAGCGUUACUUGUACUUAUACCUUUACUUUUGAUGCAACUUCUAC
Molecule: messenger RNA, 1145 nt
Organism: Guyanagaster necrorhizus
Lineage: Eukaryota; Fungi; Basidiomycota; Agaricomycetes; Agaricales; Physalacriaceae
Product: Clavaminate synthase-like protein
Exons: 9
Coding region: 7-1002 (331 amino acids)
Source: RefSeq, a predicted model, not a curated record